GCCGUUCAGGGAGCGAUGGCAGCCGGUGGCGGUCUGAGCCGCUCGGAGCGCAAGGCUGCGGAGCGGGUCCGGAGACUGCGGGAGGAGCAGCAGCGGGAGCGCCUCCGCCAGGUGUCGCGCAUCCUGAGGAAGGCGGCGACGGAGCGCAGCGCCGAGGAGGGCCGGCUGCUGGCCGAGAGCGAGGACCUGGUGACCGAGCUGCAGGGCCGGAGCCGGCGGCGGGAGGGCCUCAAGCGGCGACAGGAGGAGGUGUGCGAUGAUCCGGAGGAGCUGCGGAGGAAAGUCCAGGAACUGGCCGGAGCCGUCCGCAACGCCAAGUACUUGGUUGUCUACACGGGCGCAGGGAUCAGCACGGCAGCCUCUAUCCCAGAUUACCGGGGCCCUAAUGGAAUAUGGACGCUGCUUCGGAAAGGGAGAAGUGUGAGUGCUGCUGACUUGAGUGAGGCGGAGCCUACCCUCACCCACAUGAGCAUCACCCGUUUGCAUGAACAAAAGCUGGUGCGGCAUGUGGUGUCUCAGAACUGUGAUGGACUACACCUGCGAAGUGGGCUGCCACGCACUGCUAUCUCGGAGCUCCACGGGAACAUGUAUAUUGAAGUUUGCACCUCCUGUAUCCCAAACAGGGAGUAUGUGCGAGUAUUUGAUGUGACAGAGCGUACCGCCCUUCACCGACACCAGACAGGCCGGACCUGCCAUAAGUGUGGGACUCAGCUCCGGGACACCAUUGUGCACUUUGGGGAGAGGGGGACAUUGGGGCAGCCUCUGAACUGGGAAGCAGCCACUGAGGCUGCCAGCAAAGCAGACACGAUUCUGUGUUUAGGGUCCAGCUUGAAGGUACUAAAGAAAUAUCCCCGCCUCUGGUGCAUGACCAGGCCCCCAAGCCGGCGGCCCAAGCUCUACAUCGUGAACUUGCAGUGGACUCCAAAGGAUGAUUGGGCUGCCUUGAAGCUUCAUGGGAAAUGUGAUGAAGUAAUGCGACUCCUUAUGGAUGAGCUGGGCCUGGAGAUCCCCCUCUACAACCGGUGGCAGGAUCCCAUCUUCUCCCUGGCCACUCCUCUGCGUGCUGGUGAAGAAGGCAGCCACACCCGCAAGUUGCUGAGCAGAAGCAGAGAGGAGGCCCCACUUGGGGACCGGGGGGCUCCGAUUAGCUCAGCCCCAAUCCUAGGGGGUUGGUUUGGCAGAGGCUGUGCCAAGCGUGCAAAAAGGAAGAAAACAUAGCCUGCUAUUGAAGAAGAACAAUUGGCACUUUGCAGAUGGCUGUGACUUGUUUGGGGGGCUAUUGUCACCCUGAAGGCCAGGGUAUCCCCCACCUACUGAUGGGAUAGGGUGAACUCUUGGGGGUGACAUUUCACGGUGAUGUUUUUAGCCAUUUGUCCUUGUGGGAAGCCUCCUUGCACUGCUGUGGUACCCCAAUAUGGGCUUGACCAUCGAGGACACCUCCCUCCCAUCAACCCCUCUAGAAAGAUGUGGCAGCAUGGCCUUUCAGUGAGAACAGAGCUCAGGGCUUUCCUGGGCUGGCCCGCAGAGGAGCCUUCGCUGCCUUACCUCACUCAGGCUAGUCUCAGGACCUCCGCUAUUUCUACUACUUCUUAUUAAAAGUGUUAACUUUAUAGAAACAUUUUUUCUGUGUUGCACAGGCAAUACGAAGCUCUGAGCAGAUCUUAUUAAACUCUACUCUGUCUUCGCGUC
Jaculus jaculus (lesser Egyptian jerboa) is the source of this 1689-nucleotide messenger RNA. It is a transcript of the gene Sirt7, whose product is annotated as sirtuin 7. Gene Ontology annotation, molecular function: NAD+ binding. The transcript has 10 exons. NCBI's taxonomy places the organism in Eukaryota, Metazoa, Chordata, Mammalia, Rodentia, Dipodidae. Bases 16 to 1218 code for a protein of 400 amino acids. The record is from RefSeq and is a predicted model, not a curated record.